AUGUUCGUCCGCCGCGGCCUCGGCUCUGCUCUCGUGCGCAGCGCCAAUCCAGGCGCGCGCGCGGCAUCUACUUCUCGCCCAGCAUCCCGUCCCGGUCAGCGCACCUCUCGAGGCCGCACCAGCUCGGCCGCAGGCACCUCGGCCUCGUCCGCGCCUCGAGUCGUCCUCGACGAGUACGGCAUCGAGCGCAGACCGCUCCCGCCGCUUGGCCUCGACGGCAAGGUCCAGGUGCAAACGCCACCUCGCGACGCCGAGCCGCCCAGACCGCUCAAGCGCACUGUGCGUGGUCGUACCGCCAAUCCUGUCGCGCAAGAGCCAGCCGAGAACGACGUCGACAACCUCAAGCAACCCGAGGCGGCGCACGAGUCGCCGAGGGCCAGGGCCGGCGCCACCGCGCUCGAGAAGGCCGUGCGCUCGUACCUCGCCGACUACCCGGAUGCCCUGCUCCUCAUCCAGGUCGGGUCCUUCUUCGAGUCGUACUUUGAGCAGGCCAAGUCGGUCGCCAAGCUGCUCGGCAUCAAGCUCACGAGCAAGUCGUUUGGCAAGGGCGUCAACAAGGUGCCGCACCCCUUCUGCGGCUUCCCGCUCUUUCAGCUCGGCAAGCACGUGUCGGCGCUCGUCGAGUCGGGCCACAAGGUCGUCAUCGUCGAGGAGUUCAAGGAGGCCGGCGUCGACUCGCCCGUCACGGCGCGCAAGGUGACGCGCGUCGUCACACCCGGCACCGGCGUCGACGAGGCGUUCGUCGACCUCGACCAGUCCAACUUCGUGCUCGCACUCGGCGUCGCCGGCGGCUCGAGCGUGCGCGACGAGAUCGGCUUGGCGUACCGCGACAUCUCGACGGGCGCGUCCUUCACGCGCGUCAGCAAGCUCUCGACGUUGCGCGACGACAUCCACCUCGUGCGGCCCAAGGAGGUCGUCGUCGACGAGCGGCUGCGCGACACCAAGCUCGGCGGGCGCAUCCUCGAGCUCCUCGAGGGCGAGCGGCUCCGCGAGGGCAUCAUGCUGUCCGAGACGUCGACCGACGCUGUCCCAUCGUCAUCGACGGCCGUCCCGUCGCCCAGCUCGGCCGCCGAAGCCGUCCUCCUGUCGUACCUCGCAAGCACGCUCCCGACGACGCCGCCGCCGCGCACGAGGGCCAAGCACGUCGACCCGGCGACCGUCAUGCAGAUGGACGCGACGACGCUCAAGUCGCUCGAGGUGCGCGAGAGCCUGAGAGGAGGAGUGCGCGGGAGCCUGCUCGGCGCCGUCAAGCGGACCGUGACCCCUGGCGGGCACCGUCUUCUCAUCGAGCGACUUUGCGCACCCUCGACCGACCUCCCGACCAUCCACACGCGCCUGUCGCUCGUCUCGGCCUUCCUGUCCCCGACCGGCGCCCCCACCACCCGCUCGUACCUCCGCGCCCUCCUUCGCACCCUCGACGACACCCCACGGCUCCUGCAGCGCCUCGCCCUGCGGCGCGCCCACCCCGCACACGACCUCCUCGGCCUCAAGCGCACCAUGCGCGCGCUCGAGGUCGUCCGCGCCGAGCUCGACGCCCUCGGGCCCGACGUCGUCCCGGACGACGAGGCGCGCUCGGCGGUCCGAGGGCUUGCAGAGCAGCUCGGCGCGUACGACGUGCUCGCGAACGAGAUCGACGCCGCGAUCGACGAGGACGCGCUCAGUGCGAGGGAGGAGCAGGCCGAGCGGGCGGCGGCGCUCGCGGCCGAGCUCGGCGAGAGAGCGGCGAGCAGGGCGAUGAUGGAGACGAGUGCGACGGGAGGAUCGGCACGCGACGAGGGCGACGGCGAGAGCCUGUGGGGAGAGGCGCAGGCGUGGGUGAUUCGGCCCGACUUCUCGUCGUCGCUCGCCAGGCUCCAUGGCGACCUCGCCUCGCUGCGAGAGCAAGCCGCCUCGCUCCAGGACCAGCUCCGUACCCGGUACAAGUCCAAGAACCUGACGCUCAAGGUCGCGCAACGUGUCGGUCCCGCCGUCCACAUCUUUGUCCGCGACGGCGUCAAGGAGAUCGACAAGGACCCGGCGGCGCUCGUGCACCAGAAGACUAACUCGACGAGGCUGUACGUCAACCGGGAUUGGGCUAUGCUACACCGCAAGAUCACGGACGCCGAGCAGCGCAUCCAGAACCUCGAGAUCGAGGCGACGCAGGUUCUCGUUGCUCGUGUACUCGAGAGCUACGACAGCCUGCUGCAGACGGCCGACGCGCUCGCCGAGCUGGACGUCGUCAUGGGCUUUGCCGAGGUGGCCGAGGAGAACGGCUGGGUCCGCCCCGAGGUCGACACGAGCUCGUCCCUCGAGAUUGUCGCUGGCCGACACCCGACGGUCGAGAACGCGCUCGUCGCGCAGAUGCGCUCCUUCACGCCCAACUCGGUCACGUUCCGCCACCUCGACGACUUUGACGACGAGCCGUCCGUGAUUCACGUCCUCACGGGGCCCAACAUGGCCGGCAAGUCGACCUUCCUGCGCCAGACCGCCCUCAUCUGCGUCCUCGCGCAAGCCGGGUCGCACGUUCCCGCCGAGCGGGCCACCAUCGGCGUGUGCGACCGCGUGUACAGUCGCGUUGGCGCCCGGGACGAGCUCGACCGCGACCGGUCGACGUUCAUGAUCGAGAUGGACGAAGCGACGACGAUCCUCGAGAACGCGACGUCAAGGUCUUUGGUCCUCCUCGACGAGCUCGGCCGCGGCACGUCGCCCAUCGACGGCCUCGCCAUCGCCUACGCCGCCCUCGAGCACCUCGCGCACGUCAACCGGUCGCGCACCCUGUUUGCGACGCACUACCACCGCCUCGGUGCGCUCCUCGGGUACGACGGCGCGAGAGACGAGGGCGCGAGGGCCACGGGCGAGUGGGAGGGCGUCGAGUUCUGGUGCACGGACGUCGAGGAGAGGGAGGACGACGUGCGGUACGUGCACACGAUCAGGCGAGGGCUCAACCACGACUCGGCGGGGCUCGUCAUUGCGCGGUUGGCGGGCAUGCCGUCUCGGGCGAUCCAGACGGCGAGGGACAUGCGCGAGAAGGUGCUCAGGGGCGAGGUCUAG
Molecule: messenger RNA, 3030 nt
Organism: Rhodotorula graminis WP1
Lineage: Eukaryota; Fungi; Basidiomycota; Microbotryomycetes; Sporidiobolales; Sporidiobolaceae
Exons: 11
Coding region: 1-3030 (1009 amino acids)
Biological process (GO): mismatch repair
Cellular component (GO): nucleus
Molecular function (GO): mismatched DNA binding; ATP-dependent DNA damage sensor activity; ATP binding
Source: RefSeq, a predicted model, not a curated record